AUGAAAACUGAUGUUUGCCUGUUGUUGGCGGCUACUCUGGCCCCCAUCGUUGGUGGUUCCUCUUCUGGUCUCAUUGUCCACCUCGAUUAUUCGUCUUAUCAGGGAUAUCAUGAGGCCUCUACCGGGUUGAAUAUCUGGAAGGGCAUUCGGUAUGCAUCGCCUCCUGUCGGGCAGCUGCGAUGGCAGCCUCCACGGCCUCCAGUCAAGAAUAACAGUCAUAUCAUCCCUGCCGUAGACCCACCUCCUAUGUGUCCCCAAUCGGGUGCUGCAGGUACUCCUGCCAUCUACGGUUUCAACUCGGGACCUGGGGACGAGGAUUGUCUGUUCUUGAAUGUCUAUGCGCCCCCUGGUGCAUCCAAUCUACCUGUGUUCGUUUGGAUCCACGGUGGCGGCUAUGGGCUGUUUGGCGCUGUGUAUGACCCCAGCCCGCUCAUGAAUACCAACAACAAUGGAUUUAUCACUGUGGAAAUUCAAUACCGUUUGGGCGCAUUUGGGUUUCUUUCAUCUGCCGAGGUUCACAAACAAGGCGCUCUCAACGCUGGCCUUCUCGACCAGAGAUUUGCCCUGGAAUGGGUGCAGCGGUACAUCAGCAGGUUUGGUGGCGACCCCAAACGAGUCACCAUUGGCGGCGAAUCGGCGGGUGCAGGUGCGGUAAUGCUGCAGUCACUGGCGUAUGGAGGAGCGGAAUCGAAUCUGUUCCAGAAUAUUAUCGCGGCGAGCCCAUAUUCGCCCCCCAUCUAUCCCUAUAAUGACUCCAUUCCCACUGUGUACUACGAGCAGUUUGCAAAAGAGGCCGGGUGUGGCCGAUCAGCAUCUGCCAGAUCCAAGCACAAGACGACUUUUGACUGCCUAGUUGCCGCGCCUAGUGAGACACUGCAAACUGCCAGCGGGGCUGUCUCCGCGUCUGGAAUCUUUGGUACCUUCGCCUUUCUCCCCGUUGUGGAUGGUGAUAUGAUCCGUGCGCGACCAUCGGUGCAGUUACUGACAGGACAAAUCAGCGGUCGGCGUAUCCUUGUCGGGAAUAACGCCAAUGAUGGAGUCCCUCUCAGCAACCCCAACAUAGUCACUCGUGCUGCGUUUGACGACUAUAUCUCCAAGACAUUCCCCCGACUGACAGCGAAGCACGUAACACGGCUGAACGUUCUCUAUGGUACGGCGGACUCACAGGCAAACGACGACGGACCUCGCUUUGAUACCCUAGGCACCUCCGGUCCGACUGCGAAUAAUCAGUCCGAAAUCGCUACGGGGUUGCAACAGACAGUCUUCAAUAUCUACGGCGAAACCACAUUUGACUGUCCGGCACAGUGGCUGGUCGAGGCCUUUGGCGGCACUUCACGCCAGGCAUGGAAGUACCAGUACUCGGUCACGCCGGCAUAUCAUGGUGCCGAUCUCAACUCCUAUUUCAAUAUGGGGGCCUCCUGGCCCAAUGCUGGAUUCAAUCACGCUUUCCAGAAGAUGUGGGGUAACUUCAUCAUGAAUGAUAGUCCGGUCAUUCCUCUUGGCGACGCGACGGCCAACAACAGCCAAGCCGUCGUUCCUGUCGGACGAGAUGGUCAUCUGCACUGGCCGCGUUUUCGUCCAACAUCUCCCUGGCAGAUGGACCUCAACACCACGGGAGGCAGCGUGAGUGAGGUUGUGGUCACACCAAACUUGACCUACUACGUCCGGGAGGGAGACGACAUCGUCAAUCACUUCCGGUUGGCCAAUGCAUACUCCUGGGAAGGGGGCCGUGGACUUCGCUGCGCAUUCUGGAGGGCUGUUGCAGACCGGAUUGCUGUAUGA
Molecule: messenger RNA, 1782 nt
Organism: Aspergillus fumigatus Af293
Lineage: Eukaryota; Fungi; Ascomycota; Eurotiomycetes; Eurotiales; Aspergillaceae
Product: putative carboxylesterase
Source: RefSeq, a predicted model, not a curated record